AUGCUACUGCAACCGGAAGAGGCAUCUAAGCCUUAUCGGAUAAUUCCCUACAGCAGGAACCGUAAAUUCACUGGCCGUGAACAUCUCAUUCACGCGGUAGAAAGGCAUUGCAAGCGUGAUGGCCACAACCGGAUAGCUCUUCAUGGAUUAGGAGGUGCUGGGUAUGUGUAUUCAAUGAUUGUAUAUAUUCGGAUCGUUUACUAAUAUGGCUCAGAAAAACUCAGGUUGCCCUCGAAUACGUUUAUCGGCGCGCAAGUGAGGCCGAUUGUGACAUUUUCUGGGUGCAAGGAAGUGGAGCGUCAAAAUUUAGGGAGGACUUCAGGGCUAUUGGGAAACACGUUGGGAAUCCUCUAGCUAGCGCUGAGACGGAAGAAGAGGGAUUCCUAUUAAGCAUAAAGAGGUGGUUCGAAGGCCGAGACAACCGUGAUUGGAUCCUAGUAAUUGACAACGCCGACAACGAGGAGGACUUUGCUGGCAACAAUACUCCCAUCGCUAGGUUUGUGCCACAUGGCCCGAGUGGCACGGUAAUAUUCACCACCAGAUCUCGCCAGGUUGCACUUCGGCAAGAGUGCGAAAGGAUCGGUGUUGAAAAAAUGGCCAAGGAUGAGGCCAAGACCCUGUUUUUCGAACACUUUGGAAACUGGGGAAACUUGAGGGAUGGGGAAGAGGACGUUGUUGCCAUGAUCCUGGGUUCGAUCGAUCACCUGCCGCUGGCUGUUGUAGGUUCAGCAGCUUUCAUGGCCGAGACCGAAACACCACCCUCCGACUACUGGAAAAUUUUUCGAGAGAACGAUCAGCGAAGGACGAAGCUACUUUCACAGCAGUUUAGCGAUAUCCGCCGAGAGUCUGACGUGACGGAAAGUGUUUUGAGCACUUACUUCAUCACCUUUGACCGAAUUACGAGGCAGAUGCCGGCUGCUGGCCAUCUCUUGCGGCUAAUUGCAUUCGUUGAUCGCCAAAAUAUACCCGAGCAGCUCCUGAGAGAAUGUGGGGUUGAAGGGAUGGAUGAUCCGGUUGAAUUCCGUCGGGCUGUUGGGAAACUGUUGGGAUUCUCAUUAGUUACUACCACCAAACACGAAGGCGAGACAUUUUAUGAGCUUCACCGUUUAAUCCAGCUAUCGGUACAGGCCUAUUCAUCACCGGAAGAGCUGCAGCGAUGGAGCGACAACGCACUAAGAAUAGUUUCCCGAAUGUUCCCUAAAUAUGAGCACGAGUUGCGGGAUAUUUGCAAGUCAUAUAUUCCACAUGCACUUGCG
Messenger RNA from Tuber aestivum (summer truffle), 1256 nucleotides. Lineage: Eukaryota; Fungi; Ascomycota; Pezizomycetes; Pezizales; Tuberaceae. The record is from the annotation of a GenBank genome assembly.